AUGCGGAUUGAAGACGACAAGAUUACACGAAUGGUUUCUCAGCGACCAGCAGGGGGCAGCAGCGACAGGAGGUCGUACACCCCAAGGAACAACGGCUGGAGACACCAACCAUACAACCGCCAGGGUCAGGUACAAAAUGUCAAUCAAUAUGAUGAUACUAACAGUGUUUACAGGAAUGAACGGGUAGUGUAUCCCCCCAUCUCCGAGUAUGGCUUCAACGUCGACAUCGGAGGCGUGGUAAACGCCCUUCAAAGUGUAGGUGGUACCGUCAGAUGGCCUAAGAAGAGUGACAGACCAGACUCUACGAAGGACAUGAGCAGGUGGUGCGACUUCCACCGCGACAAUGGCCACACAACCGAGGAAUGCAUCUCCCUCAAAAAGGAGGUGGCGUAUCUAUUGAAAAGAGGCCACCUGAAGGACCUACUGAGCGACAAAGGAAAGGAGACGUAUAACAAGGAUAGCAGCUCCCAACCCAACCCAGCACCAAGCGGCGACCGACCAGCCCCGCCCACGUUCGAAAAAGUGGUAAACGUUAUUUCUGGUGGUUCAGAUAUAUGUGGACUAACUUCUUCUGCAGCUAAAAGAAUCAACAGGGGCGAAUCUGAAGCCGUCAAAGAGGGGCAGACCGAAGACGAAGUAGCACUCGACAAGUCAUUAGCGGCGAUGAUAAUAACCUUCGACGACUCAGAUUCAACCGACACAAUACAGGAACAUCAUGACGGGCUAGUCAUAUCGCUCCCAAUAGGCAACGCUCUCAUCAAAAGGAUAUUGAUCGACAACGGCAGUUCAGCAAACGUAUUGUUCCUAGAGGCUCUGCAGGAAUUGGGACUAGACGAAAAGAGUAUAAUCAGAAGGUCGACAGUCCUAGUAGGAUUCAGUGGAGAAUCGCUACGAACAGUAGGAGAGAUAUCGCUGCCUACGUACGCAGAAGGUGUUAAUGUGAUGACCAAGUUCAACGUCGUCGACUGCCCAUCAGCAUACAACGUCAUUUUGGGACGACCAUGGAUCCACAAAAUGAAGGCGGUGCCGUCGACAUACCACCAGUCAAUCAAGUUCCCAACCAAAUGGGGAGUCAUGGAAAUCAAAGGACAACAAAGGGACGCAAAGAAAUGUUAUGAAACGGCGCUGAAACCAUCAAAGUCAUCCAUCUAG
Molecule: messenger RNA, 1152 nt
Organism: Spinacia oleracea (spinach)
Lineage: Eukaryota; Viridiplantae; Streptophyta; Magnoliopsida; Caryophyllales; Amaranthaceae
Exons: 1
Coding region: 1-1152 (383 amino acids)
Source: RefSeq, a predicted model, not a curated record